CCAAAAAUGUGACAACUGUCGGACUCUCUUACUAAGCUCCUUGUCAUCCUUCUUUUUGACGGUUUUGUCGACCCACAUCAGGCCAAACAACAACCCAUGGGUCAUCCAAAAUGACAUUCAACGAUUUAACGACAACUCCUAACAUUGACAACAAAUCCGCUCAGUUGCAAUCACCUAGGCUCGGCUCACGAACGCCAUCGAGAAACAUCACGUAUAAACACCACCAGGCACUAAGCCUCAAGAAGGCCGUGCACCUUUACUCCGAUUCUCUUUCUUUCUUUUUUUUCCUUUUACCUAUCAACAACAAAUCUACUCAUUCGCAAUCACCUAAUCUCGGCUCACGAACGCCAUCGAGAAAUAUCACGUAUAGACACCUAAGCCUCAAGAGGGCCGCGCACCUUUACUCCUCCGGUUCUCCCCUUUUUACCUAUCCCCGAAAAAGCAGGGUUUCACCACUUGCAACCUCCCACGAAAAGCCUAGGCUUCCCCACUCCCCCACAUAUCACAGCCAACCUCGAGUAAGCCGCACUACGUACAACCUCCCCCCCAUGUACGUCACGUAACAGACAUCUCACCUCAUCAAUCCUCAAUCUCUGUCAUCCACCAACAUAAUAUUGAUCCCACCAAUCCCCUUCGCAUCAAUCCUCUCACAUG
This is a messenger RNA of Cantharellus anzutake, 654 nucleotides long. RefSeq lists its product as uncharacterized. The record is from RefSeq and is a predicted model, not a curated record. The coding region runs from base 111 to 563 and encodes 150 amino acids. The transcript has a single exon. Lineage: Eukaryota; Fungi; Basidiomycota; Agaricomycetes; Cantharellales; Hydnaceae.